CUUGAUUCUAGCAGCAUCAUGGCUUCGACAACGAACUCAACACAUGACUCAUGAUCCCAAGUCGAGAUCACCAUCUCUAAUACAAACAGCAACUCUUUUGUCUUUGCUGCCAACAUGAUGAGCGCCUCUUGCGCCUAAAAAAAAGUCAUGGCCACGCAUAUUCGAGCUCUCCGGGAGCCAUGGCGCAAAAUUACCCAAGCUCGGCCGAGUCGGCGACAGCUGCUGCUCCCGCCAUCAGAGGCUUUUAGUUGUCGACGCUUCUCUAUCGCGCACCCUCUGAGGCUUGCAGAAUCGCGUAGCGUGGCAGAGCUGCCGGAGCGCACGCAUCCGCGAUACCUCCAGAUCUCCAAGCCGGGCUCGUCGCUGCUGUCGCUCAACUGGCCGCGGCCGCCCCGCAACCUGCUGCUGGUGCAGAAGCUCUACUCGCCCGAGGUCACCGAGUCUGUGGUUUCGUUUGCCAGGCACAUCCGAAGCGACUACCCCGAAGUCAACAUCGUCAUCGAGGCCCGUGUCGCCGUGCCGAUCCAGCAGCAGCUCGACUUUCCCAUCUUUGUCGUCGACAACGGCACAAGCAUCGCCGACAAGAUCGACGCCAUUGCGACCUUUGGCGGCGACGGCACGGUUUUGCGCGCCGCCAGCUUGUUCAAGCUACAUGGGUCUGUGCCUCCCAUCCUGUCCUUCAGCAUGGGGACCUUGGGCUUUCUGGGGGAAUGGAACUUUGCAGAGCAUAAGAAGGCCUGGAGGGAGAUGUACAUGAGCGGCAGCGACGUCAGCGCGGGGCGUAAUGCUGCCGUGCCGCGAGGGACCGACGAUGGCUUGGGCACAAGUGCGGCGGCUGGCGAGGGAUGGGAGCGAGUCAAGGGCAAGAGUCAAGGAAUCAACAGAGCAUCUCGAGUUUUGCUGCGGCACCGCAUCAAGGCGGACAUCUUUGAUAGGGCGGGCAAUAACAUCAACCACGAAGUCUCCAACACGUUGGCCAGCCAGCCCAAGUCGGGCAUCGCCCGUCCAAAGGAGAUUUCGCCUCCUCUGCGCGCCAUCAACGAGAUCUCAGUCCACCGAGGCUCUCACCCGCACCUUGCCAUCAUUGAUAUCUACCAGAAUGGCCACUUUCUCACAGAAACAACGGCGGACGGUAUCCUCAUCAGCACGCCAACCGGCUCAACUGCGUAUAGUUUAAGCGCCGGAGGUCCGAUUGUGCAUCCUCUGGUAAAGUCGCUGCUCAUCACGCCAAUCAGCCCCUGCAGCCUUAGUUUCCGAUCGCUUGUGCUUCCUCUGGAUACAAAGGUUACGCUGCGGAUGAGCCCAAAGAACAGAGGCCGCGAGCUAGAUCUUAGCAUUGAUGGCAGACGGUGUGCUGGGGUCUUGCCUGGCUCGGAGAUUCACGUCGAGGGCGAGUUUGUAGGGCGAGCCGGCCCUGGAGAGGAAUGGCAUGGAGGAGUGCCAUGCGUGAUACGCACCGAGGAUGAUGAUCCUUGGGUUGGUGGACUCAAUGGACUCCUUAAGUUCAAUCACCCCUUUGGCAGAGAACCUCCCAACGAGGACUUUUCUGACUAGUGGUACAGGCCCAGAGCCUCGUGAAUACCCUAGGUAGCUACCUAUCUAUAUUGGACACGUCCCUAACCACGAAAUGAUACCCCCGUUCUACAGUCGACCGUAAUGGUGCAUCCCGCCGAGAAGAAAAGGCAACGAGGUGUGCAAGCAUGGCUGGCUGCGCAGCUCGUAGAGAUGAGCCCAUGAAUCGUAACUGACGAUUUCAGCUCAGGGCCGUCAAGGCAUAAACAGGGGAAGAGCUGCAGAUUGACAGCUGAGCAUCGACAGGACAGGUUAGCUGCUGUUAAGAAAAAUAAAAAUAAAGCACAGUAAAAUACGAUAAAUACUGC
Messenger RNA from Trichoderma asperellum CBS 433.97, 1880 nucleotides. RefSeq lists its product as uncharacterized. Gene Ontology annotation, biological process: NADP+ biosynthetic process; NAD+ metabolic process. Gene Ontology annotation, molecular function: NAD+ kinase activity. The record is from RefSeq and is a predicted model, not a curated record. NCBI's taxonomy places the organism in Eukaryota, Fungi, Ascomycota, Sordariomycetes, Hypocreales, Hypocreaceae.